Owenia fusiformis is the source of this 855-nucleotide messenger RNA. NCBI's taxonomy places the organism in Eukaryota, Metazoa, Annelida, Polychaeta, Sabellida, Oweniidae. The record is from the annotation of a GenBank genome assembly.
AUGAAAUGGAAGGGAAAUGGAGCUAAGAAGAGAUUAUGUGGGCGGAGCAGGAAGGGAAAGGUACUGGGGGCAAAGAAAAGGCGGGAGAUGUUCAUGAGAGAUAUACAGGAGCGGGAGGAGCUUGUCAGUUGCGCUAUGGGGAUCUUGAUGACUUUUUCACUCAUGAAAACCAAGUAUACCCUACAGCUCUCUCUGAGAAUGGUGAUCUCUACCAGGGAAAAAAGUGACACUUUAAAACCCCUCGAAGGUUUGAUUAAAGAGAAGGUAGUGGAUGCUCCUGAUAUUGAAGUUGCAAUCAUAGAUGGAGCAGUCGCAACACAUAUCGUAAAACCAACAAAAGAGGACUAUUAUCCUACUGCUUCACUUCAUGAUUCUGCACCUAACACUCCACUUCAUGAUUCUGGACCUACCACUCCACUAAAUGAUUCUGCACCUACCACUCCACUAAAUGAUUCUGCACCUAACACUCCACUUCAUGAUUCUGCACCUAACACUCCACUUCAUGAUUCUGCACCUAACACUCCACUUUAUGAUUCUGCACCUAACACUCCACUCCACUAUUCUAGACCUACCGCUCCACAACAUGAUUCUGUACCUACCACUCCACAACAUGAUUCUGCCGAACCACUUCAUGAUUCUGCACCUAACGCUCCACAACAUGAUUCUGUACCUACUGCUUUACUUCAUGAUUAUGCAUCUACCACUCUACUGAACGAUUCUACACCUAAAGCUACACUUAACAAUUCUGCACCUACUAAAGAAUUCACAAAUACAAAUAUAUGGAACAGUACACCCGAACAGCUGUUCAGUAACAGUGGACAAUUAUCAAUAGAACAUUUUGAAGAAAUUGCCUGA